AUGCCAGGUGCCAAAAUGAUGUCCGCUGCCCGCUCGGCGGGCUUUCGCUACAAGAAGCAAAAUCCUUCAGGUCAAAAGAAGAAAAAAAAUCGCUCAGGAAGUAUUUCCACCAGUUCUCCUGAUAGAUCAACACCAACAGAAACACCGACGAGCACCGAUUCCCCUUCAACUUUUCUCACCGUGCCGAAUGCAAUGAUGAGGAAACGAAGUGGAAGUGUUCCAGCGUUUAAGGUCGUCACUCUGAAAGACCCCUCGGUUCGAAACAUUUUCUACAAUGCGGCAUUUGUCGAGACAAUGCAUGAAAGAUGCGAAAGAAGGAGAUCGAAUUGUUCAAUCGCGACAUUGCGGGACCACACCCACUUCUUCGUCUCAUUGGUCUCACAGGUUAUUCAAAAUCUCGAUUCGGACCCGGAAAGUAUACUGAAUCACAUUGAUUCGAUCGGAAGAAGCCAUGCAUAUUUGAAACAGUAUGGAUUUCGAUCAGUUCUGUGGGAAAAAGUUGGCGAAUACUUUGUAGACGUUGUUGUCAUUCAGGACUGUGUCCGCGGCUUUCCCGAGGCAUGUCGAGCAUGGACCAUCAUGGUCGCUGCGCUCGUUGAUCGACUUCGGGCAGCUCCACGUCGUGGAAGUAUCGCCGUAUCGCCAGCUGCAAGUCAGACUUCCUUGAAUGGUUCUACUAGUAACUUGAUUGGCUCUAGUACCAGCAUAUGCACCAUAAGGAGAGGAAGUACAAUUUCAAGGUGCAUUGAUAUUGAAAAAUCAGCAAAAGAAGCGAAAGAUUUGGCAGCAAUCAACAAUGAAACGAUACCAAGGAGGAAAUCGGGAUAUCAAGGGUCACUGGCAGAUGUAGGAUGCGUCAGUAUGGCUUCGAUCGACGCAGCUCUUCCGACUAUACGGGCGAGCAAUCCAGCUAUAGCUUGA
Messenger RNA from Cylicocyclus nassatus, 921 nucleotides. The record is from the annotation of a GenBank genome assembly. NCBI's taxonomy places the organism in Eukaryota, Metazoa, Nematoda, Chromadorea, Rhabditida, Strongylidae.